AUGCUCGAAGAUACGAUGCUUUUGUCUGAUGGAGGACUCGGCACUACUCUAGAGGAUCGCUUCCACCUCCCAAUCUCGCACACCCCAUUGUGGUCCGCUCGUAUCAUCCUAGAUGCGCCAGAUACCCUGCAACAAGCUCAUCUUGCAUUUCUAGAGGCUGGAUCGAGGGUCCUCCUCACAGCGACCUACCGGGCUGCAUUCGAAUCAUUCGAUCGUGCAGGGUACUCCCACGAAAUCGCUACCGAGGCCAUGCGUAACGCCGUUCACAUAGCGGACAAAGCCAGACGUCAGUUUUGUAAUGAACACCUUGAUGUCAGCCCGAAGGACAUCAAUAUCGCUCUCUCGCUUGGACCCUUUGGCGCUAUACUUGCCCCUAUGCAAGAUUUUGGUGGAAUCUACCCCCCUCCUUACGGACCCCGUGCGUACAGCGACUCGGAGGAAAAUAUGACCUCCUUCGGCGAUGAUAUCGAAGGGAAGAACAACUCUAUAAAAGCGUUGACACGCUUUCACGAGGAUCGAAUUCGGGUGUUCACGUCUGAUAAAGAGACGUGGGACAAGGUCGAUUUUGUUGCGUUUGAGACAGUGCCGGUGGUGAGAGAGGUGGAGGCGAUCAGGCAAGCAAUGAAUCAUAUGAAGGAGAGCAUCAGUCCCAAACCUUGGUGGAUUACCGCGACCUUUCCUGAGGGCAAGUAUCCAGACACUCGGCAACCUGGAGGGCACCACUUUACGGCUAGCGAAGUCGCAAACGCUAUGAUUCGCAGCGAUGACAACAUGCCAGUACCAAACGGUAUUGGAAUCAACUGCACAGCGCUCAGGUUCAUUCCGGAGUUACUACGAGAAUUUGAACGGGUGGUGGAUGGAAAUAAGAGACGGUUCCUUGUUUUGCACCCCAAUGGAGGAGGCGGAUUUGAUUUGUCUACUCAAGCAUUCCAAGAGCCUGGGGAGAGUGAUCGGUGGGCAGAGGAUUUGGCCUGUAUCGUCAAAGAGGCCAAAGGGAGGGCCUGGAACAAGAUUAUCUUCGGUGGUUGCUGCAAAACUGGGCCAGGUGAUAUCAGGGCUCUGGGGGCGGCGAUGUGA
Molecule: messenger RNA, 1077 nt
Organism: Suillus clintonianus
Lineage: Eukaryota; Fungi; Basidiomycota; Agaricomycetes; Boletales; Suillaceae
Product: Homocysteine S-methyltransferase
Exons: 3
Coding region: 1-1077 (358 amino acids)
Biological process (GO): S-methylmethionine cycle
Molecular function (GO): zinc ion binding; S-adenosylmethionine-homocysteine S-methyltransferase activity
Source: RefSeq, a predicted model, not a curated record